GUUUGCUUGGUGAACCAAUCGUGUAACAAUAUCGCAUGACAUUCUGCGUCCUGUGUCCGCUUAGCGCCCCUUUGUGGAGAUGAGUGGAGGAUGAGAACCGUUGGAGGCUUGAUUUUCGAGACCUGUCUUUCACAGAUGCGUUUGCGGGGGACCCUGGUUGGCAGGUUACUCCGUGAUCAGCUUUCCAUUUUUGGAUAGCAGGAGAGGAAUAAAUAGGGAGGGACUCCUUUCCUUUUCCUGUUGUUGAAAAAGACCUUUCCACUUCCCAAAGGGCGCCAUAGCCAAGGUUGAUACACAGGCCUCCCCUUGUCGAAGCCUCUGCACAAACCCCAACUAUCUUCCAAACUCAUCAUCAUGAAGACCACCCUCUUCCUCCUCGUCCCUCUCCUCUCUCUCACUCUCGCCCAAACUACGACGACACCUCCCUGCGUCGCUUCCUGCGAAAAAACAUCCGCCGCCUCGUCAACCUGUAACGGCAACGAGACCGGCGCCGCCCUUGACCAGUGCACCUGCGACUCGCUGAUUGGUACCAGCCUAAUUACCUGCAUCCAAGCGUGCCCCUCUUCCGAAAUCUCUGUCUUCGCGGCCGGUGUGCCGGCUCUAUGUAGAGGGACUUUGUUCCCCGGUGUGACUGUGAGUUCGUCGAGCGAUGGGGCUGCUCCAACAACGAGUUCGGGGGGGAGUGGCAGUGGGGCGACGACUACGAGUAGUGGGUCCCCUUCAUCCACAGCAAGUCCGUCAUCAUCUUCAACUGCCAAGUCAGGAGGCGGAACAGGUGCCGCUGUGCAGGGCAAGGUGUUGGAUAUUUCCUUAGUGGCUGCAUUCAUGGGUGGAGUGUUCACUCUGCUGAUGUUGUAAGCCAUUUCGAGGGGGAAUAAGGGAAGCGUAGGUUGGAAACAAACGAGUGUUGGUGUUAGGGACAGGAAGUGGGUGUUGUGAGAGGCCAUUUUGCGAGCAUAUAAGUAGUAAAAUACAUUUGUACUUUUGGGGAAUAGAUGAUUGCGUACCUGGAAACUGCCUGGAAACAGUAUCAGUGUUGCUCUCGCUCAACCUGGCAGAGGCCCGGCCUCGAGGCCCUCUAAAUAUUUCACGCCUCAGCGGCAUCAUCGCCAUGGAACAACAGAUACUGAGAAUGAAACAAUGUCCCUACAUCUCAAC
Molecule: messenger RNA, 1158 nt
Organism: Hyaloscypha bicolor E
Lineage: Eukaryota; Fungi; Ascomycota; Leotiomycetes; Helotiales; Hyaloscyphaceae
Exons: 3
Coding region: 355-858 (167 amino acids)
Source: RefSeq, a predicted model, not a curated record